AUGAAGAUCAGCCUGGUUGUUCUCAACAGCCUUUUGGCUGGGGCUCUUGCAGCACCAACUGGCUCUCAAGUAAUCCAUGAGAAACGGGAUACCAACAGCCCUCGAUGGAUUAAGCGGGAGGCGGUCAACCCGAGCACCAAAGUCCCCGUCCGUAUUGCCUUGAAGCAGAUCAAUCUGGACAAGGGAAUGGAUUAUCUACUUGAUGUGUCGCAUCCAGAUUCCGCGAACUACGGCAAACACUACUCGAGUGACCAAGUAGUUGAGCUUUUUGCUCCUAGUGAAGACUCCAUCAGCGCUGUCAAGGCCUGGUUGGUCAAGUCUGGCGUCCCAGCCAGCUCAAUCACUUCCUCCAAGAGCAAAGGAUGGCUCGACUUUGUCACGACAUCUGGACAGCUUGAGUCGCUGCUUAAGACUUCCUACAGCACUUACGCUCACGUCGAGGCCAGAGAUGUUCAUAUUGGUACAGACGAGUAUACGCUACCAGAUGAAAUCUCUCAGCACAUUGAUUUCAUCACUCCUGGCGUAGUCUUCGCCCCCGUAAAGAGCUCCUCCAACGUGGAAAAGCGUGAAAGCAAAUCGAUUCGCCAGCCUUCCAGGAAACUGCCUGCUCACAUUGCUCAGCUUUUAGCCGCAAACCCUCUGGCUACAACCUCGUGUGGUACUGCAAUCACACCUCAAUGCAUCAAGUCGAUGUACAAUAUCACGGCUGGAACUUCAGCCAUCUCCUCCAACGCAUUGGGCAUCUUUGAAACCGAGGAUACAUAUGCCCAGGCAGACCUUACCUCUUUCUGGAAAGCUUUUGCUACCAACAUUCCUUCCAAUACCGGACCAAAGGUUGACGGAAUCGAUGGUGCAACUGCUCCCACGAGUGUCGGUAACGCCGGUGGAGAGUCUGACUUGGAUUUUGAGAUUGCCAUUCCAAUCAUAUAUCCCCAGACCACAGUUCUCUUUCAGGCUGCUGUGAAGAAUGAUGAUAUCUUCAACACGUUCCUCGACGCUAUUGACGGAAGUUACUGUACUUUCUCCGAUGACGGCGAGACUGGUGAUGAUCCUACCGUGGAUGGCACUACUCGCAACGAGCAGUGCGGAGCUUUCAAGCCCACAAAUGUCAUUUCCAUCUCUUACGGCACUGCAGAGGCUGAUUAUCCUACUUACUACCUCGAGCGCCAAUGUGAUGAGUUCAUGAAGCUCGGCCUUCAGGGCACAAGUGUUGUUCUUGCCAGUGGCGACGACGGCGUUGCGCGCCGAUCUGGUGCUUGUCUUGGAAGCAAACACAACAUUUUCACUCCUGGUGAGCCGGCUAGCUGCCCUUAUAUUACCUCUGUCGGUGCCACCACACUUCCAGCUGGAAAAAAUCCUGGUGAUCCAGAGACUGCCGUUACAUCGUUCUCCUCCGGUGGUGGCUUCAGCAACAUCUGGACAACUCCAAGCUACCAAGCUAGCACUGUAGCCUCAUACUUCGCCAGCCACAACCCUACUUAUGCUUCCUACAACACAUCAGGAGGCGUGAUCCCUACCACUGGAGGCAUCUACAACAAAGCCGGUCGUGGAUACCCCGAUGUCUCUGCCGUGGGUGACAACGGCGUGGUUGUCAACGAGGGCGAACAAGUGCUUGAAGGCGGUACCUCAAUGUCCGCUCCUCUGUUUGCUGCCAUUUUGACUCGCAUCAACGAAGAGCGUAUCAAUGCCGGCAAGAGCCCCGUCGGUUUCGUAAAUCCUGCUCUCUACAGCAAUCCAUCCAUGUUUACCGACAUCACAGUUGGCAACCAAGCCAAGGGUGGACCAAACGGCGAUGGUGCUGCCAGUGCUUGUGGCAACACUGGAUUCUCCGCUGUUACUGGCUGGGAUCCUGUUACGGGUCUCGGAACACCAAUCUACCCUGAAAUGUUGACGUACUUCCUCAGCCUCUCGUAA
Molecule: messenger RNA, 1914 nt
Organism: Trichoderma gamsii
Lineage: Eukaryota; Fungi; Ascomycota; Sordariomycetes; Hypocreales; Hypocreaceae
Product: Pro-kumamolisin
Exons: 5
Coding region: 1-1914 (637 amino acids)
Biological process (GO): proteolysis
Molecular function (GO): serine-type endopeptidase activity; tripeptidyl-peptidase activity
Source: RefSeq, a predicted model, not a curated record